UUACACAACUGCAUCGUCUGAUAUCGGUAACAGGGUUUCUUUAUUUGUAGACUAAAAAAUACACUAGUAAAAAUGGCGUAAGUCAGUUUAGCUUUGCGAUUUGAUAUAGUAAAUUGAGACAAAAAAAUAUUUCUUUUCAGUGAUUUAUUUUAGCAACAACUCACGUAUUGCUACGCUGAUGGUUCCUAACAAAUAACUUAAGAACUGAACCGAAACUGAACCCAUUUGGUAAAAUGACAGGAAAUAUGCCUCGCUGGAGUACUAAUUCAAUACCAGCAAAUGAUAUUUCUUCUCAUUACUCAGCAACUUACUCAGACAUUUCUGUUGACGAAAGAAUACGCAAUCCAGACAUAGGUCAGCGGCUGCACUCCCUCUUUCAGAAACAGCUUUAUACUGAUGUGAAAUUUGUUUUAAGUUAUGGAGUAAAGCCAAAGCCAACAUUAAUGGCACACAAAGCUAUCCUGUCCAUUGGAAGUAACAAAUUUAGAGAGAUGUUUUAUGACAAAAUGUCUAACGCUCUUUCAGAUAGCAGUGAAAUUCAAAUUAACAAUGUCACUUCUGAGACUUUCCGAAAUGUAAUCGAAUAUCUUUACACUGAUGAUGUUAUUUUCGAAAAUGACCAAAUAGUAGUAGACACUUUGUCAGCAGCAACCAUAUUUCAAGUGCAACCGCUUGUAGACAAGUGUGAAUCUUACAUCGAGUCGGUUGAGCUGACUGAAGAUAAUGUGUGCACCAAAUUUCAAAUGGCUGUCAAUAAAGGUUUAUCAUCCUUGAAAAUGAGAUGCACCGAAUUUAUUCAAGAAAACACAGGAGCUGUUCUGCGGUCUAAUGAUUUUCUAACAUUAAAUCCAUCAAUCGUCAGAGUUAUUUGUAAGCUGGAAAAAUUCAAUUUGCGUUCUGAAAUUGAACUGCUUAAUGGUAUUGUCUACUAUGUUGAGAAUCGACCUGAAUAUAAAACGAAUAGAAGAGCUGGCGUCGAAACUUUUCUGAGACACAUCAGAUUGCUGAAUGUAACAUGUGAAGAAUUUAAUCAAUUUGUGCAAAGAAAGCCAAAUAUCUUCAGCGCUCCAGAAGCUGCAAAUAUACUUAUGUCCCUUGCCAAUCCUGCCUAUCCAGCACCGAAUUUGCCAUCUUGGUGUAAAAGAGGUAGUAACAGAUGCAACUUUCAGCGUUCGAAUGGGCCAAGAGGAGAAAGUAUACAAGAAUUAAAUGUUUGUCGAAAAUUACUCAUUCAGUUGAGACCAAACAAAUCAAGAGCAUUAAUAUCAGAUUUGGUAUGUAUUUUGGAAAUGAAAUGUCUACAUGGCAGACAUAACUUGGAUGGACUGAAACUCUCCUUUGAUGUACCCGUGCAUGAAAGGAGUAUUAUUGGUCAUCUUAUCAUCAGCGUUGAUGUACAGCCAUCAAGAUAUCAUUUUGAAGAACACAUCCAAAUCAAACAGUCUGACACGAUAGAUUUCAAAUUCUCAAGGCGACUCAUGGCGAGAAAGGGUGACACAAUCUACAUAAGAACCGUCGCCAAAGAAGUGAAUCAUUACAGGUUCCUCCAAUAUGACGAAAAUUACUCAAUAUCGAAGGAUUCGCCGUUUUCAUGCAGUUUGGGUAGCGUUCCUAAAGAGAACAGAUUGUUCAUUAUAAGCGAAGUUCUUUAUCGUGAUGCUCCAAGAGGUGCUCCUAGUCAUCGUUCUAGAGCUUCUAGAAAAUGAAUAUUGCUUGUUUGGGGUGUUUUCUACAUUUUUGAAGAUUUGAAAUUUUAUUUUAUAUGGUUUGUAAAGGUUGUUUCAAAAUUCUAAAAUUUUUAGAAAAAACAGGGGUUUUUAUUGGUAUACAAUUCAUAUAGCUGAUAAAGGGCUACGCUUAGAGUAGUAUAUCGGAUAAAUGACUUCCUUAUUUUAAUUGGCACUCUUGCCAGCUAGUAACUGAUAGCUAUUGUCAAAAAGAAUUCGAAAUUUCGUUGAUACAGAGCUCAUUUUUUCCCUUUGAAACAUAAGUAGCAUCAUGCUUGUAGGGUUAAACAGGAAGAAAAACCUAAGAAAUUAAGAAAUGAAAUAUCCUAAAUUUUAGCGACAAAUUAUGGUCACCAAAACGGGAAAUCGCGCGACUAACACAACAUUACUCAAAAUAUAGCUCAGUAAUGAUAAUGCAUUACUCUUUUUUGUAGUGUGCUGUUUUUAGUAACCUUAAUUUUCAUUUGUAUUUUUUUCUGCUACACCUUGUUGCACAUGUUGGACCAAAUUCAAAUUUGAAAUAUUUUUGAGGCAUUCGUUAUUUCUGAUAUUUCGAACGCUUGGAGGAAAAAAAAGAAUUUUUUGUUCAAUUUCCCAUCGAUUCUACUGUUUUUGAAAUUAUUAGAAAGAAAAGAACACAAAUUAGAGAUAACAAUAUAAUUAUUAAUGAAUUAAUUUUAAAAGUUAUCUCGUUACUUAUUUAAAGUGACAAAGUAAGAUUUGUGUGCAGUAUAAUUUUUUUUAUAAUAUGCAGUUUUUACAAAAUGAGCAAAAUAUUUUUGCGUCUUUUGAUUAAAACUAUAAUACAUCUAAAAGUUAUUUUUCAUAAUACCUCGAAUUUCUUAGUGCAAAAACAUUUGUAUGCAAAUUGUCUAAGAAAAAUAUUAAAAAAUCAUUAUUUGUUACACAAUGUUUCGUGAGAACAAACUUUAUCUAUCUCUUAUUAUUUUUCUUACGUGAAAUUUAGUAAGAACUUUGUGUGAUCUGACUUGGUAUCAAUGUAAAAGAAUUUUUUUAUGUAUAAAAACUGGAAAGACUGAUGUGAGAUCUACUUGUUCACUUUACAUGAAAUAUGACAGUUAUAAAAUUGAGACUAUUCAAUUCUUUCUCAAAGACCUAAUAAUAAAAUAAUAGUUCUGAGUGAUGCUAA
Messenger RNA from Parasteatoda tepidariorum (common house spider), 2877 nucleotides. RefSeq names its product BTB/POZ domain-containing protein 6. The record is from RefSeq and is a predicted model, not a curated record. Gene Ontology annotation, molecular function: protein binding. Lineage: Eukaryota; Metazoa; Arthropoda; Arachnida; Araneae; Theridiidae. Gene Ontology annotation, cellular component: cytosol. Gene Ontology annotation, biological process: neurogenesis.